AUGUCGACAAUCUAUCUAUCUAUCUAUCUAUCUAUCUAUCUAUCUAUCUAUCUAUCUAUCUAUCUCUUUCUCUUUUCUGUUUUUCCUUACGUUUUCUUUCUUCUUUUCUUUUUUGUCUCGUUAUUUUCUUUCUAUAUUUCAUUCUUUACAUUUUCUUUCUUUACAUUUUCUUUAUAUUUUCUUUUACUUUCUUUACAUUUUUCUUUCUUUUUUCUUUCUUACAUUUUUCUUUCUUUCUUUUUUCUUUCUUUAUAUUUUUCUUUCUUUUUUCUUUCUUACAUUUUUCUUUCUUUCUUUUUUCUUUCUUUAUAUUUUUCUUUUUUUUUCUUUCUUACAUUUUUCUUUCUUUUUUCUUUCUUACAUUUUUCUUUCUUUCUUUUUUCUUUCUUUAUAUUUUUCUUUCUUUUUUCUUUCUUACAUUUUUCUUUCUUUUUUCUUUCUUACAUUUUUCUUUCUUCCUUUUUUCUUUCUUUAUAUUUUUCUUUCUUUUUUCUUUCUUUAUAUGAUUUUUUCUUUCUUUUUUCUUUCUUUUUUUUUCUUUCUUUUUUCUUUCUUUAUAUGAUUUUUUCUUUCUUUUUUAUUUCUUUAUAUUUUUCUUUCUUUUUUCUUUCUUACAUUUUUCUUUCUUUUUUCUUUCUUUAUAUUUUUCUUUCUUUUUUCUUUCUUUAUAUUUUUCUUUCUUUUUUCUUUCUUUAUAUUUUUCUUUCUUUUUUCUUUCUUACAUUUUUCUUUCUUUCUUUUUUCUUUCUUUAUAUUUUUCUUUCUUUUUUCUUUCUUUAUAUUUUUCUUUCUUUUUUCUUUCUUACAUUUUUCUUUCUUUUUUCUUUCUUUAUAUUUUUCUUUCUUUUUUCUUUCUUUAUAUUUUUCUUUCUUUUUUCUUUCUUUAUAUUUUUCUUUCUUACAUUUUUCUUUCUUUCUUUUUUCUUUUUUUAUAUUUUUCUUUCUUUAUAUUUUUCUUUCUUUUUUCUUUCUUAG
Molecule: messenger RNA, 975 nt
Organism: Acanthosepion pharaonis
Lineage: Eukaryota; Metazoa; Mollusca; Cephalopoda; Sepiida; Sepiidae
Source: the annotation of a GenBank genome assembly